AUGCCCGCCUCCAGCUUCACCCUCGACAACCUCUUCUCCGUGCGCGGCCGGCACGUGCUCAUCACGGGCGCGGGCACCGGCCUGGGGCAGUACAUGGCGAAGGGGUUCGCGGCGAACGGCGCGGUGGUGUACCUCGCCGCGCGGCGGGCGUCCGCGCUCGCCGAGGCCAAGGCUGCCGUCGCGGCCGUCGCGGACCCCGAGGCCGUCAUCCACACCGUCGUGCUCGACGUGACUGACCGCGCGGCCGUCACGGCGUUCAUCGCCACGCUCUCCCGCCUCGACGUGCUCAUCAACAACGCGGGCAUCUGCCUGCCCGACACGCCGAGCAGCCACAAGCUCCCCGUGGCGGAGCUGCAGGCUGCGCUGCUCUCCUCGCCGCCAGACACCUGGGCAGCGACAUUCGCGACCAACGUCGAGGCGCCGUACUUUCUCUCCGCGAGCGCACUGCACCUCCUCGCGAGCAGCUCGCAUAGCGGGCGGAUCAUCAACAUCUCGAGCAUUGGCGCGCUGAACAGCGACCCGCGGAGCUCCCAGCCAGCGUACCAGGCCUCCAAGGCGGCAGUGAGCCACCUCACGCGGCUGCUGGCGAGCAAGUUCCGCGAGCACGGGGUCCGCGUGAAUGCCAUCGUGCCCGGGCUGUUCCCGAGCCAGAUGCAGGACCCGAACGACGGCAAGAGCCAGCUGUCCAAGGCGGGCGACAUCGUGCCCCUGCGCCGCGGCGGCGAGGAGGAGGAUAUCGCCGGCACGGCCAUCUACCUCGCCUCCCGCGCCGGCAGCUACGUCGACGGCGACGUGAUUGUGCUCGGUGGCGGACGCAACUGGGCCGGCCCCGAGAUCCACGCUCCGUGA
This is a messenger RNA of Vanrija pseudolonga, 849 nucleotides long. It is a transcript of the gene gno, whose product is annotated as Gluconate 5-dehydrogenase. The transcript has 2 exons. The record is from RefSeq and is a predicted model, not a curated record. Lineage: Eukaryota; Fungi; Basidiomycota; Tremellomycetes; Trichosporonales; Trichosporonaceae. The coding region runs from base 1 to 849 and encodes 282 amino acids.